Nanorana parkeri is the source of this 1360-nucleotide messenger RNA. Its product is annotated as testis-expressed sequence 10 protein homolog. The transcript has 7 exons. The record is from RefSeq and is a predicted model, not a curated record. NCBI's taxonomy places the organism in Eukaryota, Metazoa, Chordata, Amphibia, Anura, Dicroglossidae. Bases 131 to 964 code for a protein of 277 amino acids.
AGAUCCAAAAGAUGGAAUUCUUGUGCUUCUGCCAGAAGAGUUACAGUUGAGACUGGUGCAGCUUUUGUAUUUUAUUCCAUUUCUUUCAUCUGAUUUGCUGGUUUCCUUGAGUCACUGUUGUAUCUCUGAAAUGUUACCAUCUAAUCUUGCAUCCAAGCUCAUUGGAAUUUUACAUGCCAGGUCUCCCUUCGGGAAUUGGAUGUGUCCAGUCUUUGAAAGUACACUGCAUGAUGUGGAUUAUUUCAGUUUUCUGUUCUCAACACUCAUAGGAUUUUCUACUGAGAAGUUAUCAUGGAUGCAGAGUAAUAAACUCAAUUCUCGACUGAGCAAAACAAGAGUAUCUCGUGUCUGUCUUUAUAUGACUGAGCAGACAUUUUUUCUGCAUCACUGGACAGUUACUCAGGCAGUAUGCAACAGCUUGUCUUCAGUGAGAUCAAGGCGUCAAUGCUUUGAAAUCCUUCAAUAUGCCGUCAUCAAGCAUCUUGGUGGCCUAAUUAUAAUUCCAGACAGUACUAUAGGAUCAGUUUUACAUGCCAUUAAUACUCUUAUUGAUCAAAGCUGUGUGCCUUCUGAGAAUCUGAAUGCCUUUUUGGCUUCCAACUGUUACAGCAUUUUCAACUUCCUGCUUACAAUGGAGAAAGAUGCUGAGCAUGUAAAGAAAAGGGAUAAUUUAUGGGGAGAAUGCAUUUCCUUACUCUCUAUGCUGCCAAAUGUUUUGAAGCUGAUGUUACAGAACCUGCAAGUCAGCAGAGCUUGCCAGGAAGAGCUGCCUGUUAUUGCACAGCUGCUUCGCCUCUUGCUGCAGAAUCCACAGCUAAGAAGUCACAUGAUGACCAAUGCAUUCCUUGUCCAGCAAACCCUUCAAGAUGUUAUGAAUUUGAAGAGCUGUGAAAUUCAAGAACAGUGGCUCACUGAUCUUCAGUACUGCUUCAAUGUGUACCUUUCAAAACAGAUACAGGAAUGAGACACAAGUGCAUUGUCAUUUUAAAGAAACAUACGAAAUACUACUGUAUAUUCCAAAUGUGAUAUUUGUAUACACACACAGAAUAUAUAUUCUGAAAAUGCAAAGAAAAUCCAGUUUGCUCAGAAAAAUUGCCAACAUAAUGCUUUCAGUGUUUAAAUAAUCUGAGACUUUCACAUCUUGUCACGUUACUUUUAAGAAUUUUGUUUUUCUUUUGUAUGCAAUUGUCUUAAAAUGAGUAUUUACGUAUUUUUGCAUCAGAAUUUUCAGAUUUUGUUAAAUAAGUAAAAUGUUUUAUGGCAAGUGUGCUAUGGUUUUCUGUUAAAUUGCAGUGAUAGCUUUACAGAAUGUUUUGUAUUAAACAAACGGUGAGUAUUAAUACACACGCACACACUUUGU